AUGGCAAAGGGACAACCUCAGCAGAGACAGCAGGCAUGGACACCUCUGCCGAAAAGAACACAGUUAAACACAAAAAUGAAACUCACGAAGCCUGGAAAGAUCAUCCUGGGUAUCAUAAUGAUGGUCUUUGCUGCAGCAGCCAUUGGACUCAUUGUUUACUUUGCUGUUUACGGGAAGUAUUUUUUCUAUUAUCACAUCAGCUUUAAAGUCGAUAACAUUGACUACGACAGCAAGUUUGAAAAGCCAUAUUCACAAGAAUAUAUGGACCUAAAUAAAAGGAGUGUCGCUGGUAAGUUAAAUGUUUUUCUGCACAUUGUCCUUUUCUGUGCUAUACUCUUAGAAAUGCCAGGAUCUCUCAGAACACAACUCUCAGAACUGCUCUCUAGGUUCUUGCCUGACCUGUGUGAGAUAAAAGAAAUAUUUCAUGAGUCCAAACUCAGAAGACAAUAUGUCAUAUCUCACAUUGUCCAAGUAAGCCAAGUCAAAGGGAAAGCGAUAGUGCACAUUGUGCUGAAAUUUAAAUUGUGCUAUAAGAAUAAUGCAGCAAAAUUUUGGGAUAGGAUUGAAACCAUUUUACUUCAGAAGCUAAAGGAUAAAACUGGGUGUUUAAGUAUAGCUACUUCCUCAUUUAAAUUUUCAGACAUUGAAAUGCCUGCAGCAGAAAAUCUUCUCAAUACCUGUUGUGGACAUUGUACAAUAACUCCCUCUGGCAACAAAACAGCAGGGGGUACGGAUGCCGAGGAAGGGGAAUGGCCCUGGCAAGCUAGCCUUCAACAGGACAAGGUCCACCGAUGUGGAGCCACUCUGAUUAGUAACAGCUGGCUAGUCACUGCUGCUCACUGUUUCAUAAAGGCCAAUAAUCCAAAAGAAUGGCAUGUUAGUUUUGGGCUUCUUUUAAGUGAUCCAAAAAUACAGCGAAGUGUCAAGGAUAUUAAAAUUCAUGAAAACUACCACUACCCCGCACACGAUAAUGACAUUGCUGUUGUGCAUAUGUCUUCACCAGUAUUAUAUACAAGCAACAGAUUAAGAGCAUGUCUUCCAGAAGCUACUUACAAAUUCCCACCCAAUUCAGAUGUAGUGGUCACUGGAUGGGGAACAUUAAAGACUGAUGGAACAAGUCCUAAUACACUCCAAAAAGGAUUAGUGAAGAUUAUAGAUAAUAAGACCUGCAACAAUAAAGAGGUAUAUAGUGGUGUCAUCACACCUGGAAUGCUGUGUGCCGGGUUCCUAAAUGGACAAGUGGAUGCCUGCCAGGGUGAUUCUGGUGGACCUCUACUUAGUGCAGAUUCUAAAGGUACCUGGUUCCUUGCUGGUAUUGUAAGCUGGGGAGAUGAAUGUGCUCUUCAAAACAAGCCUGGAGUCUACACUCAAGUGACAUUCUACCGAGACUGGAUUAUGUCUAAAACUGGUCUCCAGUGCAGAAGAUCCUUGUAGAUUAAAGCUCACAGUUUAUACGUUUAUCAAAUAUGUUUGUAAUUCCCAAACCACAUUUAAUUUAUAUAUUACCUCUUUUCUGAUAUUUAAUGUUGAAUAAUUAGACAUACACAAUUUUAAAACUAUCAAACUUUUGUGUUUGUUAGACUUUGACAAGGGUUUUGCUAGACUAAUGGACCAGGACAUAGAAUUUUCUUCUUACAUUUUUCUAGACUGAAAGUAAUUAUACGAGUAAAUAUAGAUUAUAGUUUACUAAAGACAACUUCCCUGUUAAUUUGCAGAGCCAGGUCCCUGGGGUAACAUAGGUGUUAGCAAUAAACUUCCUUCGGAGAGUAUAAGUAAUUCCCUGUUGAUAAGUGCAUUAUUUCCACAAGAUCAACACAUUGAUAAGUUGAAGUCUAAACAGUUACAGUAAUACUGACUAUAAAAAUUACCCAGGAAAAUCUAUCUACCUGUUUCCUUUCUAGUCCUGGUUUCAGUAGUAACCUCUUCUCUAUUUAUGGCAUCCUCCCUUUGAGUGACACAAAACAGAACUGACAAUCCCAUGGGGUGCAUAGAAUAGAUUAUGAUGCUUGCUGACUUGUCCCUGUUUGGCUUUCAAAAAGUAAGGCCAAAAGAUGGUUCUCACAUAUACACAUACCUAAUAGUAAAAUUGGAGCCCUGGUGGCUUAGUGGUUAAGAGCUCGGCUGCUAACCAAAAGGCUGACAGUUCAAAUCUACCAGACACUCCCUGGAAACCCUAUAGGGCAUUUCUACUCUGUCCUAUAAGA
Trichechus manatus latirostris (Florida manatee) is the source of this 2204-nucleotide messenger RNA. Its product is annotated as transmembrane protease serine 11C-like. Gene Ontology annotation, biological process: proteolysis. Bases 1 to 1434 code for a protein of 477 amino acids. The transcript has 11 exons. Lineage: Eukaryota; Metazoa; Chordata; Mammalia; Sirenia; Trichechidae. The record is from RefSeq and is a predicted model, not a curated record. Gene Ontology annotation, molecular function: serine-type endopeptidase activity.